This is a messenger RNA of Rubroshorea leprosula, 1964 nucleotides long. NCBI's taxonomy places the organism in Eukaryota, Viridiplantae, Streptophyta, Magnoliopsida, Malvales, Dipterocarpaceae. The record is from the annotation of a GenBank genome assembly.
GUUUCACGCACACUCCCACUUUCCUCGUGAUCAGCUCGCAGUCGCAGAUGCCGGCUACGUUGAUCCAAAAUGCCGUCCCUCUCAACCUCCAGGAACUCCUCCGCGCCAUCUUUGCCGCGCCUCCUGGGAGACAGUGAGGAGGCUGAGUGCCGCCUGCGGGAAGCGGAGGAGCGCUUCCGGGAGGCCAUAGAGGAGCUGCAGCGUCGCCAGCGUACGGCACGUGGCCAUCACCCGCUAUGUGACCACGCCGAUGACUCCUGCGUCGCCAACGCGAUUGGCAACCUUUGCCAGUCCUUUCUUCUAUCUUACGGUGUUAGAGUCGGCAUCGGGAUUCUCCUUCGCGCUUUCAAGCUCGCCAGAGGGCAGUCCUAUUCUUCUCUUCUUGAUCUCAAGCAACUUGUCUCAGAGAAAGAUCUUAUAGUAAGAGAAGAAGCAUGUCGUAUUGGUUUGCUUUUUGGUGGCUUCACUGGAUCUUAUCAUGCACUCAGAUGUUUGAUGAGAAAGCUAAGAAAGAAAGAAACCCCAAUGAAUGUAAUUUUAUCAGGUUCAGUUGCCAGUUUGUCUAUUUUAGCACUAGAUGAUUCCAGCAGAAGACGCACGCUUGCUCUGUAUCUUUUGGCUAGGGUUGCCCAGUGUGGUUAUAAUUCUGCAAAGUCUAAGAACAAGUUUCAUCUCUGGGGAAGCCAUUGGAGGCAUGGAGAUUCCUUGCUGUUUGCUUUAGUAUCUGCUCAGGUUAUGUAUGCAUUUGUGAUGCGUCCUGAAACCUUGCCAAAAUCAUAUCGUGAUUUUAUUCAAAAAACUGGUCCGGUUGCAGCUCCUGUUUACAAGGCUGUAAGGGAUAGCUGUCGAGGUGGUCCAGUGGAUAUUGUAUCUUUAUCAGCUUACUUAUCUAGCAAAAGGAAGUCCAACAAUGUGAAGUUGGAAGAGUUCCCUUCUAUUAUUCCUUGUUCUGUUAUUCAUCCAGUCACCAAUUCUUGUUUAGUCCACAAUGCUAAUGCAGCAUCAGCUACAUUCAAGAAAACAUUUCCGCUAUAUUUCUCUUUGACUUUCGUACCAUUUGUUGUUCUACACCUACAGAAGUUCAUGGAUUCCCCUGCUCGAACAUGCUGGCUUGCUGUUAAAGGUGCUGUUCAAUCAACGGCAUUCUUGUCUGCAUUUGUUGGAAUUUUUCAGGGAGUCAUAUGCAUGCACAGAAAGGUUGCACUGAAUGACCACAAGCUGGUAUAUUGGACUGCCGGUGGAAUAUCAGCUCUUUCUGUUCUAUUGGAGAAAAAAUCUAGACGUGCUGAGCUUGCAUUAUAUGUUCUUCCACGAGCAGGAGAUUCAUUGUGGUCUAUUUUAGUGAAUCGCCACCUGCUUCCUAAAAUCAGAAAUGCGGAGGUGGCCUUGUUUUGUGCAUGCAUGGGAGGAAUCAUGUACUAUCUAGAAUAUGAACCAGACACAAUGGCUCCUCUCCUCAGAGGUCUAAUCCGUCGCUUCCUUGCUAGCAGAAUAAACAAUUCGGCUCCUUCAUUUAGUCGGAGUGCUUCCCAUACUUACUUGCAGACUCUGGAUGCCAUGAAGAAGCCAAAGAUACAGAAGAACGAAGAGGCUGAAGCUUCAAAGGCUGAAAAAUACAAUCUUGAGUCAAUACCCGGGCUCUGAGUAUAUUUAUACGGCCACCAUUGCCUCGGUAAUUUCAGCCCCAUAAUUCUUUGCAAUUCAUUGUGAGGUAUAUCACUCACUGCGUAAUAUAUCAGAAUGUCCUCGGGAUUAGCAUUGCUUCAUGCUGAGUUUAGAAAUAAUUAAUUGAAGGGAUUUAUUUGCAGUCCCAAAUAUAGUUUCUCUUCAAGAUCAUCUCUAUCCUCUUGGCUACAAUUUUUUUUUUUUGUCCUUUUGUUGAGGGAAGUCGGGAAGAAAUGAAAUAAAAUUGUAAAGAUUAUAGAAGGGCUAGCCCUGGUAAAUAAUAAUACUCUGUUCUUUCU